AGAAAACAUAGAGUGGCAGAGGCCAGAGGGGGUGAUAAAAAUGAAAUCCCGCCAGUUUUAGGGCACACUUUUUCCUCCGUCCCUAACACCCUUCACUCUCUAGGGAUUUUGGCUUUUUCGUUGGUAGAUCUCUGUGACUGUGUGUGAUUGCCCCUCUUUCUAUCUCUCUCAGGUUUUGGGAAAAUUAGCAAUUGAUUUUCCAUGGCUAACAAUCCAUCACAGUUGCUCCCCUCAGAGUUGAUUGAUCGGUGUAUAGGUUCAAAGAUAUGGGUGAUAAUGAAAGGUGACAAGGAGCUUGUUGGCACUCUUAGAGGCUUUGAUGUCUAUGUUAACAUGGUCCUUGAAGAUGUUACUGAAUAUGAGAUAACCGCUGAAGGGAGACGGAUAACAAAGCUUGAUCAGAUUUUACUUAAUGGAAACAACAUUGCCAUUUUGGUCCCUGGUGGUUCACCUGAUCCAGAAUGAAUACUGCUACUUAGUUCCCUUUUUUGGGUAUUGUUUUGAACUAUGGUGUUCUAUGCAUCAAAGUCCUCUAUUUUAACGAGGCUUCUAAUUCCAACCUAGAUUUUUGCUCGUCUUUUUGUGUUUAGAUACGUGUUUGUAGUGUAAUGGCUGUUCAGCUUCGAUCAUCAUGGUGAAUUAUGGAUUGUCCGAUGUGACAAGUAAUGCAACUGAUUACAAGAGUUAA
Arachis duranensis is the source of this 688-nucleotide messenger RNA. Its product is annotated as sm-like protein LSM5. The coding region runs from base 202 to 465 and encodes 87 amino acids. Lineage: Eukaryota; Viridiplantae; Streptophyta; Magnoliopsida; Fabales; Fabaceae. Gene Ontology annotation, molecular function: RNA binding. The record is from RefSeq and is a predicted model, not a curated record. Gene Ontology annotation, biological process: mRNA splicing, via spliceosome. Gene Ontology annotation, cellular component: U6 snRNP; U4/U6 x U5 tri-snRNP complex; Lsm1-7-Pat1 complex. The transcript is spliced from 5 exons.